CCCCACACAGGCAAGGACACAGGCUCUACCUGCAGCUUCUUGGCCUAGCUCGGACGGCACCACCUGGCACCACGCUCUCCUCCUAGCGCCCUUGGCUGCCAUGAAGCUGCCCCCUUCGCUCUCGCCUCCGCGGCCAACUCGCCAACGCGCCCAACCAGCCAACUCGGCCUAGACCCGCAUUGCGGCUUGCCAUUCGGAUCGGCAGCUUUAAAGCUGGAUCCUGCACUGCCAGCCCACUCGUUAUGUUCGAACUAGGUGCAUCCAUUUACUACUGUCUUUGUCGCCCUACUUGGAGGAUCCUCGGAGCGUCGCCAGAACGAGAAACAUUUCAAACGGCAACCUCGGCCCUCACGGGCCAGCUACACAUAGCUUCUGCUCGCAGUUUUUAUGCAUACACGCUGCACACGUUGAUCUUCGAGCAGAGCAGCCGUAAUCGAUGGGCGACCAAGAUGCAGUCGAGUGCGCUUUGGUGGGGCAGCGAAUAGCCAUUCCUGCAAGCGAAUGGGGACAACCAGGGCAUUACUGGGGUACCAUCGUCCAGGAGGGCUUAGACACGUCUGGAGCGCAAUGCGUGGGCGUAUCGGUGGACGCCGGGCGGACUUUCUUCUGGCCGCGGCACCUAGUGACUGGCUGGCUUGCGGCCACUGCUGAACUGUCGCAACCAGGCCGUUCGCCCAAGCGCGCACGCGUCGACCAGACCCACGACCAGCAGCAACUGCGUGAGCAACAUCAUGAACAACAACAGCGACAACAACAGCGGCAGCACGAUGAUGAGAAGGAGGAACACCUGGGUGACGCGAGUGCGUGUGACGGCGGUCGGCUCUCUGCGGACGAGCGGCAACCGCAGUCAGGUCCCAACCAGCGGCAAGGGCAACCCCAGCAGCGGCCGCCGCCGCCCACCGCCGCCGCCGCGGCACGCGGCAGCGCCACGCCGCCGCCAGCCGCCACCGUCGCUCCUGGCGCUGUCACCAGCGCUGGUGGCGCUGCACAGCACGCAGCAGAGGAGUUGCCGCAAGGCGCGAUGCUCAUUGCCCGCUGCCCCGCGCGGCGCAGCCCCAGUAGCAACCCCGGCAGCAAGGGAGGCGCCGGUGAAGGAGCGGAGCCCGUACAGUACAUCGCGCGCUGCAGUGCCCGCCGCAGCCCCAGCAGCAGCCCGCCGGGGGCAGGCGGGCGGCGAGGUGCGGGCGGCGGCCGGGGCGCCUUUGAGGGCGGCAGCCCGCCGCCGCCGCUCCUCGGUCUGAACGGCGGACAACAGCGGUAUGCAGCGCACAGGAGCACACGGGCAGAAGAGGAAACCGAGCUGGAUGAGGCGGCUGUGGGCCUGGUGCGCAUGGCCAGACACAUGGGGGCAGGCGCUGGCGGCGGCCGCAGCGGCAGCGGAGGCGGCCGCAGCAGCGGAGGCAGAGGCAGUGCAGGCGGUGCCGCAGCCGCAGCGCCCAGCAGCAGCGGCCGCCUUGGGCCGGGCGCGACACACUAUGGCAAAAGCAGCAGCAGCAGCGGCGGUGGUGGCGGCGGCGGUGCAGCAUCCGUUAACGCACUGCCGCCGCGCGCGCCGCAGUCCGGCCACCUGCAUGGCCUUAUGCUGCAGGCCCGAGGGAAGCAGCCUCUGGCCCAGAUUCAAAACCGCCCGUCGUCCUCGGCAGCGGUUUACGGCGGUCCGUCAAAGGUGCUCUCACUCGGGAACGGCAAUGGCAACGGCGUCUGUGCUGGUGCCAGUGGCGGUGCUGGGUCGGGGGCGGGGUCGGGGGCGCGCACAGCCAGCUUCGUAGGCGCGUUCUUAACGCACGCAAAUAAGCUGGCGGGUGCAACAAGGGUUGGAGGUUUGCAGGAGGAGGCACAGGAGUUUGAUGUGCCCCGCAACGGGCUUGAAGCGGCGGCUGCGGGCAUACCGCUUGGCCGCGCGAUCUACUGAGGAGGUGGUGGGGUGUGAACACGGUGUUAUGUGCGCAGUGGUACAGAAGCGUGCGGCAUUCAACCCCGCUCACAAUCCCAGAUGGUCAGAAACGCAUAGGGUGAAGGCGGUCCCGUCGCUGGAUGGUGGCCGCUCCGUGCGCGUGGGCCGCGGUGCCUGGACGAGGCGGGGACUGUAGGGCCCCGUUGACCCAGACCAGGAGAAGAUAAAAAGGCCGCGGAGAUGCACGGCAUUCCUAUGCAGGAUGGCGCUCAUACGUGAGGCUGUGGCGCUGUGUUUAUUUUAGAAUUAUUCACGGCUGCGGGCGUGCGGUGCGGGUGCAGGGGUGCAGGCGUGGCCACGGCCGUAUGAACCACAAAUGUUAAGCAAAGGCGUUGCGUAUUUUAUUCAUGGUCAUUCAGGGCGCGCACCCCGCACGCGCAGUUGGAGUGCCGCUUAGAUAGCAAUUCAGAGCGGCCAGGUGUUCCUUAACCACAGGACCCCAUCACAGACCUUGGAUUGAGGUCGAGACCGGCUUGCGGCUUUCACUGGGGCAAUCAUGCCCCCAAGAUGGGCCAUCCGUGGCUUUCAUUAACGCAGCGUUUCCACAUUGUAACGAGCAUGCACC
Molecule: messenger RNA, 2519 nt
Organism: Chlamydomonas reinhardtii
Lineage: Eukaryota; Viridiplantae; Chlorophyta; Chlorophyceae; Chlamydomonadales; Chlamydomonadaceae
Exons: 4
Coding region: 437-1912 (491 amino acids)
Source: RefSeq, a predicted model, not a curated record